Messenger RNA from Lindgomyces ingoldianus, 1596 nucleotides. RefSeq lists its product as uncharacterized. The record is from RefSeq and is a predicted model, not a curated record. Lineage: Eukaryota; Fungi; Ascomycota; Dothideomycetes; Pleosporales; Lindgomycetaceae. The transcript is spliced from 3 exons. The coding region runs from base 1 to 1596 and encodes 531 amino acids.
AUGGUCGGGCUCCCAAGGGAAUCACUGUAUCGCCCCACCCGACCACUGACUUAUGAGCUCGCGAAUCACUCCAAAGCGUACUUCGAAAUGCGGCAGUAUGCUGGCGGAUUCUCCUUCCUCAAUGCCCUCCUCAUAUCCGGUACCUCCAUCUCCACGCCCAACCGAUCCUACUCCGCGUUUCUCGCACCCACAUCGCAACUUGCCCUCGCGUCUUCUCUUAUUGUCUAUCCGGGUAUAACUACGAAAGCGAAGUCGGCCGACACGGUGAAGGGAGCGGAUGCAGCGCUGCGGUACCUCCGAAACGUUCAAAACAUUGUUAACCCCAUCAACGAGACUCUUAGGGGCGCUUUCGCGUUUCCAGAUGAGCGAUCAAGGAAACGUGCAGCUGGAUAUCGGACUUUGGGGCUGAGUCCAUCUCCAGAGGUGGACGAAAGCAAACGCCUCAAAGGUCUCGCAGCAACCUCACAAUCACUCUGGAUGCGAGCGACCGACUUCUGGCACAUCGUAGGAUGGGCAUUCAACUGUUCUGUGGUACACAAGAAGCGGUGGGAGAGGUGGAAGCUGUGGCUUGAAGUCAUGCUGGAUUUCCUGGAGGCUGAGUGGGCGGAGCGCGUCAAGCUGAUCCUGGAAGAGGGAGGUGAUGCACACAAGAUCUUGACGAAGAGCCUCCUGUGGCACUACGUCUCAAGCAGGGAUGCUGCCAUCAGAUCGAAUAGACGUGUAAUGGUGGGAGCUAUACUUUCAAUGGGGAGCCUGCAUUCGAGGAAACUGUUUCCAGAAAUUUGGGAAGAAGAAACAGCGGAACCUGAGAUGGAAGAGGAGGAGGGCAACGCCCUGGCUAAAAUAGACAUCGAGAACGGCGACUUUGGCGACUAUGAGAAGGUCGAUGAGGAUGUAGCCAUGCACGGCCAAUCAAAGGUCGCCCUAAGAUGUUCAACAGGCUCACCUGAGUCGUCGCCGCCUAAAAGUGAUGACGAGUUCCUCAUCUGCUCAUCAGAAGAGGCUAUCGGCCGACUGGGUGGUAUGGAUGCGAUAAUACUUCGCCAACGCCUCCUUGCUCUACUCGUGCAAGUUGCACAAUAUAUCCCUGAUAACUUCACCACCCUCGGCGAUCUCUUCGACCAAUUUACGGAAGCAUAUCUUCAGCUGCCAACUAAUAUAUUCAGUGUCCUUCUCUCGACCUCACAAAUACCGUUGCAGGUUCAAAUGGGUCUGAAUUCCAACCUAUUAUUUCCUCUCCUUUCUGGCGCACUCCCCGACUACACUGUGAUGGAGCCAACACAAGAACACCUUGAAGAAUAUUUCUUGCCCUCCCGUGCAACAACUCACAGGUAUGCUGCCAAUGCCAAAAUCUCACUUAUCUUCGAGCAGAUGGUCAUGUACUUUAUGAGUGCAAAGAGGCUUAAUGCCACCGAUGACCUGAGGAGCGCAGUGGAGAGUGGUAUUGAAGCGCGUGAGAAGGCUUAUGGUAAUGCGAGCCGCAAGAAAGGGAAUACACAAGAAGAAGAGCAGGCAAAAAUAAUCUUGGAUCAGAGUACGGAACGACUUCUUGGGCUUUUGGAGAUUGUGGAGUUGUCUGCUGGAAAGGAACUAUAG